This is a messenger RNA of Oldenlandia corymbosa var. corymbosa, 2064 nucleotides long. The record is from the annotation of a GenBank genome assembly. Lineage: Eukaryota; Viridiplantae; Streptophyta; Magnoliopsida; Gentianales; Rubiaceae.
CACUUUUGACUGUAAUUUGUAGCCUGUAGAGUUACAUUAUGCUAUAUAAUAAUGUAUAAUAAAAUUCUGUUAGUAGAAGAAUGGAGUUGUUGCUGUUUUUUUUGCUGCGUCUUUUCUCCCUUCUAGAAUGCUAUACUCUCUUGGGAAAGUUUUCAAAAGCAUCCGCGUCACCAUAAUGAUAAUAAUGUAUUAAAUACAUAUGUAGUUACAAUAAUUGAUAUACUCUCUUUGUCACUUAAGGUUACUAAUAAAACAUUUAUACAAAACAGACUCGUUUUUCUUGAAGCCGACGCAGUAAUUCCCAUUUAAGUCGGUUAGAUUAGAUAUGUUUUGGAACAAAGUACGAACGCCAAAGGCCGUAAGAAAAAUUUAUUUGACCAUAUGUACUUUUCCAAACUACACGUACUAUAAAAAAAAGGAGGAUUUCAUGCGGACAAUCUUAUAUCAACUCAAAACUUUUCAGUUCCGUAGACAAAUCUUCCAGUGAUACACACAAAAAAUGGAGGUCAAAACCAGUGUUCCAGUAAUUGACCUGCAAGACCCUCAUGAUCUUGCCAACAAAAUCGUGAAAGCUUCCGAAGAAUGGGGCUGUUUCAGGCUUUCAAAUCACGGGAUCCCGCCGGAACUCUUGUCGGAAAUGAAGGUAGUUUGCCGGUCAUUAUUAGAUCUUCCAUUGGAGAUCAAGCAAGGUAAUGCUCCUCCUGGACCGGGGCAAAGAUACACGCCACCACAUCUGGCUAGCCCAUAUUUUGAAGGCUUGAAUAUCUAUGACAUGGCCCAUCCUGGAGUUGUCGAUGAUUUCUGCUCUCAGAUUAAUGUUUCUACCCAGCAAAGGGAAACAAUAUCUAAGUACUCAGAAGCAAUUUAUGGGGUUGCAAAAGAGGUUGGGAGGAAGAUGAUGGAAGGAUAUGGAAUAAUGGAGGAGAAAGAGAUUUUUGAGAAUUGGGUUUGCCAGUUACAGAUGAACAAGUAUAAUUACAGCCAAGAAAGUGUGGGGUCAACUGGUGCUGUCAUGCAUUCCGACCCUGGAUUUGUCACAAUCUUGCAGGAUGAUGAAUUGGUCAACGGCUUGGAAAUCGUUAACAAGUUCACCGGACAAUGGGUUCCGGUUGACCCUAUUCCGGGCACCCUUGUUGUUAACAUUGGAGAUACUGGCAAGGUAAUUAAGCAUCACAAAAAAAAAAAAAAUGGAACUUACCAUCCAAAUACAAUUUUCAUUAACUUCACUAUCUUGAAAUAAGAUUCUCUAUCUCACUUAUUAUACCGAUCAUGUCUCAUUAAUUAGUGAAAAUUGCAACUUCGUUUCACCCUAAGAUGUAUGAAUCUUCAUCUGAUAUAGAAUUACGUUAUAUCACUAAUAAGACACGAUUCGUAGGUGAGAUGUGAUCGUUAAAUUCUUACAGUCUCUAUAGCGUAUAUGAACUUAAAAUGGAAUGGUUGGAUGCAGGUAUGGAGCAAUGGAAGAUUUUGUAACGUGAAACACAGGGUACAAUGCUACAAACCAAUGAUUCGUGUAUCAAUUGCUAUAUUUGUAUUAGCAGCCAGGGAUAAAAUAGUGAGAACUGCGGAAGGUUUGGUGGAUUCAGAACAUCCUCGUCUCUACAAAGAGUUUGAUUUUGAAGAAUAUAGGAAGCUUCGCAUUUCAACUAGUUCACCAACUGGUCAAGCUCUCGAGCUGUUCUCAGCCACCAAUUAAUUAGACGUUCUCCAUACUUCAUUGUAAUAAGCUUCAAUCGUUUGAGGCGUAAAUUUUGAUUUUUAAGACUUAAAGCAAGGCUUUUACAAGAUAUAUAUAUAUACAACAGAUAUAAGUUCUGAUAGGAAGUUAACAAGAUUUGUGCUGUCACUCCUCAAGUAAAAGGAUUGAUAAAAUUAGCCAACGAAGCAAGAUAUAUAUACAUUCUCCACUCAAAUUUCUAAGCCUUUAAAUUGUUUUGGUUUGGCACGAAGAUGAAAGCCAAAGGCACGAAACAGUUACAUUAUUGCACUGCGGAUAAGUUGCCCUUAAAAGAAGCACCAUAUCGAUAAGUUGUCAUUAUUUUUUAUUUGCCCGCAGGCCGCCGC